CUUGGCUACUAGAUCUCGCCUAUUCUGUUGGUUAGUUGGAGUCGAUCAGUCGACCGGUGUGGGUCUAUAUUAGCUCUCACUAUAGUAGCUAGUUCAACUGUGUGUUACUAGAGUGUCUAUUCACUAGAGUGAUUUAUUGUAAUAUUUGACAACAAUCAUGUUAUAUUAUUAACCAUGAUGUUUUAAUAUAGACAAAGAUUUGUUAAUAUUAGAUCAUGUUUUGAUAAAACCGAAUCACUUUAUGAAACGUUGUAUUUGUGGACAGGGAUAUUUUAACGUGCUGUGAUUUUUUGGGGCUAAAAUGGAUCAUUUCCUUCGGAUUAUCUUUUGGAUACAGACCUUUACACUGGUCGUUGCUAGUUUAGGAUCACAAUGUACAUUCCCGACUGAUUGGCGGGGUACAUGGUACCAGAGUAUGUUAGGAGAUAUAGAGAUUAGUCUACACAAUAUGUCACGCAUGGGUCAUUGUGUCGAGAAGGAAGACAAUAAAUAUCUUUUAUUUGACAGAAGUCAACUGUGUUUUAGAUGUUUAGUAUUUACACCACGACAUAAAAAUAUCUUACAGUAUAAAGCAGGUUAUUGUUAUAAACAGAAUUCAUUACGAGAUGUUUGUGGACAUAUAACUGGCGAUGACCCACUUCUUACCAUUGUCAAAGUUCACAGUGAACCAGUCCAAUGUCCAUUCCAAGGCCCAUAUUUAUUCUCGUACACGAAUGAAAGUAACACCGAAUGCGCUGAACCCAUGUCGGAAAUUCAGGCAUGCGCAGAUAGUUCCAGAUUUAAAUUCAAGUUUCGACAUUGUCACCAUAGACCAGAAACUCAUAAUUUAAAUUUAAAUUUCCAGUGUUAUGCCACGUGGCACAAUGGUGAGAGGUUUUUAUAUGGCAAAUUUACGAGCCGUUCGAUGGUCAGUCGAGAACAGAUGUAUCGAUGCUUUAUGUUUAGUUUUUGGGGUACACGAGGAGAGAUGAGUAUGUCAGCCGAUGCUUCGUGUCUUGGUUUACAGUCGCCAUCUGUGGGUGGUAUGACCAUGGUUUUACAUCAUAGAGGGGAUAGUUGGCCACAACCAGCCUGUUCCUUUCCAAGCUUCUUCACCAAAAUUCGGGAAUGGCGAGACCUUGCCGGAAAAUACCGAAUCAUAGUCGAUAAAGAUCGGGAAACAUUCCGGCUAUUAGAUGCCGCCGAUCCCAUAUACGGACAUGAUGUACAAACUGAAACUCGACUUAGUAUCCGAUGUAUCGAUAUACCAACGAAUAUGGCGGGAAAGGAGAUCAUGAAUAUACUGACAUAUACUACUAAUGAUACAUGUGUUUCUGAGUACCAAUGUGUAAGAGUAGUACGCCACAGUCAUUCAGUUGUAGAAUUGAUGUUCGGUACCACACAAGUCGAUCAGUUUACAAAAUGUCAUGAUCACCAUUUUAGACAAUCUGUGAAACAUGUCCUAAUACCUCAUGGAAGCCGACCUAGUCCGUGUCCAUUCCCUGGAAGUUAUGCUUACGUUGAUAAAAUGUCUGACUGUGGUGGUAGAAUCAGUAUUGGGUGUGGAAAUGAUGCGCAGAUGAUUGUAGAAUCAUCCUGUCCUUCUGGUCAUCAAUCAGUGGAAAUUUUACAGUGUUACUAUAACUGGACUGUUCGAGAAUCAAUGUUUACUAUAGCCGGUAGACCGGGUGAUUUACGCCAGACUGACUGUUUGGUAUUAAAGAAAUCAACGGAAGGAUUCCUAAUACAAGCCGAAGAAGAGUGUGGUGGUGGGAAACUGAGAAUAAUGAAUAAAUCUAUAAAUUAUAUUAUUACGUCACCAGCAGAACAAUGUCAAGUAGAAGAAAUAGUUUAUAAAAGUACAGAAAGUACAGAGGGCGCCGUUGUGAAGAGUACGCUUAUAAAGAGCAUACAGACACGUAAAGAUAACCGUAAAAUUAUAAACAAUGUAGCUGCCGUUAGGUGGAGCUGGUCACUAAGUUUAACUUUAAUAUUAACACUCAUGUUCUUGAACAGGUGAUACGAAGUAUUAUUAAUUAUAUAAAGUGCUCAAGGUAUAUCAUAAUAGUUACAUAAUUCUUCUAUUAUCUUAUUUGAAAAACAAAAUUUAAAAUCCAUGUGAGUGAACGCCCUUGAAUUUACUAUCGUCCUGUGUACAUACAUUCCUAUAUGGGCUAAGACUGGAUGAAACCGCCUAUUGUAAAAGUGUUGUGAAGGAAAUCCGAAACUAUUAUGAUCACGCGAUUGUGAUGUCACGUGAUUACAGUAAUGUAGGGUGGUGUUGAAUAACGGAUGAUUUUUAGUGUGAGUUGGUCUGUCACAUCGAAUAGAAUUUGGUUAAUAAAGACUAGAUCAUUGGUUUUAAGUGAACCGGAAGUGAAGUUUAAAGAAGACAAGUUUGUGUAUCCAGACGUUUAUACUAUGUUGACUGUUAUUAGAGAAUUUAUAUUGUUAAAACUGAAAAUACUAGAGUGCGUGUUUGUACAAAUUGAUAAUAAAUAACAUAAAACGAGAUGGAGGCCGAUGUCUGUAUAGAACACGUAACGUAAUGUGAUGUGACGUAUUGUGUUCUAAAUACAACGUAUGUUACGUGAACCGGAAGUAACAUGUGUCCCUCGCUUGUCAGAUGGGUCUUUGAAGUAUUUUAUCAUUUUAUACUACCGAGCCAAGUUUGUGCAUAUAAUGCAUGAAUUUUAAAGUAUUGAUUAUAAAUUGUAUUGUUGUGUUGCGUUUUACAUAUUGAGAAAAUUAGAUCUGGCUGUACCGACAUUUCUGGGGAAAAUCUCAGUCUAUUGCUUCAAUUUUUACUAAAGUCAUCAUUACACUCCGUAUUGUAGAAUUACAAAAUAUUAGUAUUAACUAAUAAUCAUAUACGUAGCUAAAGUGGUAAAUUCCGUGGUUAUAUUUUAAUUAAUUUAUUAUUUUCUUAUUACCAUACAAUAAUGUCGGUUUAGCCAGAAGUAACUACAUUAUACAUUUAAUAAUAAUAAUAUUAUCUACAGUAUUGUUUUGUCUUUAUAUUUUGUUGUGUUAUCAUUUAUCGGUGGGUAAUUAACCAGUGUGUUUUCUAAAAUAAGAUAAUAGUGUUCCCUAUUUUUUCUGAAACAACGUUUAAAUAAAUAGCUCAUCAACAAGUCCCAAUAUUAAUUCAAAAUGGCAGGAGCAGUGUGGGGUUGUUGGUGACAUCAGGUCAGAAAUGUUUAAAAUUAUUACAGAUCCAAGAAAGGCUAAUGUUAUAUCUUUAUCUGAAGACUUGUCAAUGCUAAAAAAAAGUAAUAGGCUUAUGAUACCCUUUAAUUUUUAGUCUAUGAUUGCCCAAAAUGUCUGUUUGUUAGGCACAGCCAGAGUCAUAUAUUAUGACACUGGGUAGGCCUACAGUAUCUAUAUCUUCAUAAUAAACUUACAUGGCGCCAUCUAACGAGCAUCUUCGUCACCAACCCCACGCCGUCUCCACCCAGUAUACCAUAUUCAUGUGUUGAUAAUUAUGUUUGGUGCCUUUGAUAUAUUUGGUAUAAAUUGUAAAUAGCUUCCUGCACGACUAGCUAUAAAUACAUAACAUUAGUAUUUUAUAAUUUUACUGCACCAUUAAACACUUUCAACAUCCCAUGUCAUAUUGCCCUCUACUUUUUGGAAGCCAGAUACGGUCAGUAGGCGGAUUGUGUUUACUUUUACCGGUUUAAAUGUAGUUUUACCACCGGAAAUAUCCACCAGAUAAUCGAGGUUACGUUUCCAUAAUUAGAGGUCAGGGACUUUAUUUACGAAAACUUAAGCUAGGAGAUUCGAAGGUUACGACAUUUUCAUUGGCAGUGUGUUAAAUCCUAGUGCAUAUUUGAGCUUUAGGCCAAAUGAAAAGGCUGUCUAUAAAUUAAGAUAUUUUAGUUUAAGUUUUCGUGACUAAGCCCCGGGAUGUUUUUGAACACACCUAUAGUCACACAGCAAAUUAUGAAACAGACAUCUUGAAUAACAAUCCCAUGGAAAACGAAAACACUAAGUUUUAUAUUGAUUUGUUUAGUUUAAGUUUUGUGAAAAAAAGUGACAGUCAAUGGUCUACGAUACUAGAAACAAUAGAAAAAUAGUUGAACAUUGAAAAUAAUGAUUUGACAAAACGGUCUUUUAAAAAACUUUCAGCAUUACGCUGCUUGGGAAUAAUUAGCAUUCAGCAGAGAAAAGAAAGGUGGCCACUUGAACCUUUCUGGUAGGGCAAAUAAUUAUCCUGUUACAUAUUUCUAGGGUAUUUUCUAUACCUGUUUAAAGACUAAACAUUACAAAAGACGUCUAUAUCCCACGGCAAGUUUCUAUAUUGUAAAAUUCGUUUAAAUAUAUGAUAUUGAGAUAUACAUAUAAAUAUAAUUUAAUAUAUUAUUGGGCGUGGUAUUGUGAAUCAUCUUAUGUGCAUAAUUCUGCCGCUCAAGAUUCAUCAAAUGAUAAAGCAGAAUCCAGCAAUAUCUAGCAACAUUUUCUUAUUGACAUCUCUUUAAAUUGAAACCAGACAUGUUUCAGCAGCAAAACUGAUCCUAUCAAAUAACCAGUUAUGUAAAUCAGUGUUCGGCUCUGUUGUGGUCCCUCUCUUCCUUUACAAUUUACAGUGUUAGUCCCAAAAUGCAUUUUGUAUUUUAAGAAUUAAUUCAAGAUCGCGCUAAAAUAGACGUGAAAGAAAUCUGAAAUUACAAAAUGCGUUGAACAGGGAUUUCUUAAAUAAUUCCGUGCGAGUAUGUUGUGUUAUAAGAAUUCUUUUUAUAUUGAAAUUUGCUUAACUUACAGUAAAAUAAUAUCGAAGCAUGUCCCACUUUCGUAUUUAAACAUAAUAAGAUAAUAUUUAUGGUGUGUGAACUAAUAAACAAUGAAUAGUUAUAUUAAUUAUUGUUUUAUAAACUUGUUACUUUGUUUUUAUUUAUUUCAUUUAUAUAGCCAUGUAAAUAUCAUAAUAAAUAAAUUGACUUUCUAUUGAGGAUAGUAAAAUACAGAAAGAAAAACAAGGAAUGCAUUUGGAAUUGUCUUUUAGCAUGUGUGUUACGAUUGAAUAAACCCUAAUCUCUUUAAGCAUUAAAAUGAUCAGGAUUUUAGUCUAACCUGUUACAAGAGUACAGAUUAGGAUGUUAUUGAACAAUUCAGAUUGUAUUUUCCCUUUAUUAAAUAGAUAUGCAUGCGGUUCCAAGGAAAAACUUUAAGUCAGCAUUCCUGUUGUGCUGUAUUUAAUUUUCGGAAUUGAAUAUCAACUUUUUGUAAGUAUUUUAACAUGUAAUAGAUGCAGGAAAUGACACAAAAUUGACCUGAUAACGGAACCAGGAAAAAUUUUCAAAAUGCGUUCUGGUUAUUUUUUUCUUUCUAAGUAAGACAAUAUUGUAAAGAUGUAUAUUUUUUAUUUUGUGCUAAGAACUAUGUAUGGAUAAUACGUAUAUAUGAUGUUUUACAGGUAUAUGUAUAUUGUUAAACAUGAAUAAUGGAAAAUAUUUUCAUUUUUAUUAUUAAUAUGUAUCUUACUUCUUCAGAUAAUAAUAAGUUCCAACGAGUCUUUUAACACACCAGAUCAAGCACUAUAUUUUGACCCAAGUCAAAGGUCGUCUUUUCCUUUAAAGGUUUUUUUUUUCCAAAAAUGUUAAUUAAUGGUAAUUAGUUUAGUCUAGAAACAUUACAAUGUUCAUUUUUGAUCAAAAAUAAUUGUAACAUUUUAAAAGAAAAUGUUCAUGAAAUAGCUACACGCAUUUUAAACAGAAUUACAUGUUAGACUUUUUACAAAAAGAAAACUUCACUUUAAAUUAAAGACAGACAAGACUGUGACGUAGCUAUGUUUAUUUAAGUAUAAGCCAAAGCUGUUAAUUUAAUGUCGGGUUGGAUCCUGAAAUUAUCAUGUCUGGUAUCUUAAAUAAUGCUUGGCAUUUUUGCCAAAUAUAUCCUCAAUUUAAAUGUCAAACUGGUUAUUUGAAAGUCCCAGUUUUAAAAAAAAGAAGAUGCAGAGAUUGAGUGUAUGAUUAUUAUACAUUGGUUGCUGUUCCUAGGAAGGAAUCCUUCGAUAUAAAGAUAUUUCCAGGAUUUUUAGUCCACUAACAUUGCAAAUAUCGAAUAAACAUUGGAAACUCUAAGCUCGAUUUAUAAAUAUUAAAAUAUUGUUUCUUCAUUAAUAUUUUGUAUUAGGCAAUUGUAUAAACAUUAAUAUCUUCGGUUCACUAUUUUUUAAAAAAGAUACAGUCAGAUCCCAUUAUGUCGAUUUCGAUAAAUUCAAGGGACUGGUAUAUUUCGAAGAAUACUUGGUCUGGUCUGUAGAAUCGACGUAGUUAACUCGAUUAUAGCCCUAUACCUUUAGUUGAUUAAUAAUGUUGGUUUUCUUUUCAAUUAACAUUUUGUAUUAGCCCAACCGAAUUAAAGAUUAAUAUAUUUGUCUAAAUAUUUUGAAUAAACAUACUGAAAAGCCCUUCACUUAAUCCGAAUUUAUUUAAUCGAGUAUAUAUAUAUAUAUUUGUAAAUAUAAGUAUGGUGUGUGUGUCUAACUCCAUAACAUAAUGUUUUGUAUAUUUCUGAUUGUCUAUAAUAUAUGUACAAUGUACAGUCGAUGUAAAAAGAGUAUAUCUUGCAAUA
This is a messenger RNA of Patella vulgata (common limpet), 6552 nucleotides long. RefSeq lists its product as uncharacterized. The transcript has 14 exons. The coding region runs from base 302 to 1999 and encodes 565 amino acids. NCBI's taxonomy places the organism in Eukaryota, Metazoa, Mollusca, Gastropoda, Patellidae. The record is from RefSeq and is a predicted model, not a curated record.